Molecule: messenger RNA, 2244 nt
Organism: Jaculus jaculus (lesser Egyptian jerboa)
Lineage: Eukaryota; Metazoa; Chordata; Mammalia; Rodentia; Dipodidae
Gene: Gatd1
Product: glutamine amidotransferase class 1 domain containing 1
Exons: 8
Coding region: 32-694 (220 amino acids)
Source: RefSeq, a predicted model, not a curated record
CCGCGGGCGCGGAAGAGCUCGUCCCGCGACCAUGGCGUCCGAGCGGCUGCCCAGCAGGCCGGCCUGUCUGCUCGUGGCCAGCGGCGCUGCAGAAGGUGUGUCAGCCCAGUCCUUCUUCCAUUGCUUCACGCUGGCCAGUGCUGCCUUCAACCUGCAGGUGGCCACUCCUGGGGGAAAGUCUAUGGACUUUGUGGAUGUCACUGAGAAUAAUGCCCGCUGGGUACAAGACUUCCGCCUCAAGGCCUACGCCAACCCUGCCAAGCUUGAGUCCAUAGAUGGUGCCCGAUACCAUGCCCUCCUGAUUCCCAGUUGUCCUGGUGCCCUGACUGACCUGGCUAGCAGUGGGUCCCUGGCUCGCAUCCUGCAGCAUUUCUGCUCAGAGAGCAAGCCCAUCUGCGCCAUUGGCCAUGGUGUUGCUGCCCUGUGUUGUGCCACCAGUGAGGACAGGUCGUGGGUCUUCCAGGGCUACAGCCUGACAGGGCCCUCUGUGUACGAGCUCGUCAGGGCACCUGGCUUCGCCCAUCUACCGCUGGUCGUGGAGGACUUUGUGAAGGAUUCGGGUGCCAGCUUCAGUGCCAGCGAGCCUGACGCCGUGCAUGUGGUGCUGGACCGGCACCUGAUCACUGGCCAGAACUCCAACUCCACUGUUCCUGCCAUCCAGAACCUGCUCUUCCUCUGUGGCAACCGGAAGUGAGCCUGUGAUGGAUGCUGCCCCAUCAACACCACCCAGGUGGCCCAGAGGCAGCUCGACUCUUUGACCAGCCUCCGAGGGCCCUGUUGGUCUCCACCUGAUGAGGGUCUCUCAAGGCCCCAUCCUGGGCCUUGUGGGAUUGCUGGAGGCCUCUAGGAAUUAGUCCUGUGAGGUAUCAGUAUCAGUCUGAGCACCCCCUCCCCUAGCCCCAGCACACGGUUUAAGGCACAGAGGGUCUUAUCUGGCCUGGUGGUCCUUGAGAAUGUUGAAUGUUCUAGGGAGAAUGGUUGGUGUGAAGCAUGCUCAUUGUCCCCAAGAUGAAGUCAGCUUCAGGGUCUUAGGAUGGGGUGUUGCUCUGCUCCCUUUAGCUGGUAGUGGGAACCGUGGGGGCAGGGCAGUGGGUUGGAGCUUGUUCAGGACUCACCCUGUGACUGACUCCUAAACUGGUAGCAAUCCUGCUGAAGUUUGCCCUUUAUUUAGCCUUCACUGGCCUGUGAUUUGAAUGUAGAGGGAGGCCCCUGUGGAGCCUGGCAUGGUGGUAGGCACUCAGGAUGGACACCGUGAUAUCACCCUGUCCUAGUCAGCAUAGGUAAUUGUGCUGGUGAAUGUCACACCUUGAGAUCCUUAAGCUGCUGUUUCUCAGCAGUGUGCCUAGUGAUUUCUGGUUUGCAGCAGCCUCAGCCCAGAUACUUGCAUGUCCUCUACCUGAAAGGAGCAGUCCUGGGUGGCCUUGAGCUGUGUGGAGCAGGGGUGGCCUGUGAGUCAUCGUCUCCUAGGCAUUCCUAGGCUUUAAGGCUAUGUGAACCACCUCCCUCCUGGAUGGACACAACUUGUUUGCUAUGCGUCCUGGGCACCUGGCCUGGGCUGGAAUCUCCAGUGAGCAGCCAGCUGGCCCUGGAGUACAACUUCCAAGCACCUUGUAUCCCCAACUCCUGCCUUGUCUGAACUUUCCUGGCCCUAGACUCCCGGAUGGAGCCAGUGCCAGGGACACAGCAAAACACUUUCUGGUGGUUAUGAAGCUUCAAUAAGGCAAAUCCAAAACAAAACAGAAGAUGGGAACAAGGCAGUCUGUCUCUCUCUGGACCUUGCCCCCUGGCUUUGCACUGUCCCCAUCUGCUCUGACUUUGCCGGCCCGUCAUAGGCCAGGCGAUGAGUAAGAUGAGUAAACAACAAACGCACUUCACACAGUUCUAGAGGCUGGAAGUCCAAGGUCAACGUGUGGCAGAUACGUCUCAUAAGGAUAGCGGCUCCUCAGCAGGAGUGGAGGAAAGUCCUCUAGGACUUCCCUCACAGUGCCUAAGGCCGCACCUCCUAACUCCUGUCACCUUGGGGUACAAUCGGACCCCACUGGAAAGAUAAGGUUUAAGAGCUUUUUUGAGAGUUUGCCAGUAUGCAGGACAGAGAACCACUGUAUUACUGUUCCUUAGUUCCAUCCCCCCACCCCCUUUUUUGUUUUGUAGACAGGGUCUUACUCUAGACCAGGUUGACCAGGAACUAACUCUGUAGCCCCAGGCGGACUUUGAAUUCAAGGUGAGCCUCCUACUUCAGCCUUC